CAGUCCUUCUUGGCUAAGGAGAAAAAUAAUAAGUCUUCUAGUAGUCUGGUUCAUCGUUCGAAAUUCCGCGCGAUACAACGUGCGGCAAAAAGAAAGGUGGAUAUACAAAAGGGCGUACACUUUCUCUGAAGCCAAGCUGCAAAAAAAGAUAAAACUCUGUGACGCUUUCCCCUGUUAGCUUUAAUCUAAUCAAGUAAUUCUCCAAAAAGAGUUCACAAUCCCUAAAAUGACGGGAUUCUUUUUUCGCCAUUUUUCGCCGAGGAGCUCUCAAAUCAUGGGUCGUUACCUGAGAGCUCUGAGAGCUAGAGUGGCAAGGAAGCGAAGGGUUAAUAAGCGUCUGAGACGGUCACUGAGAGCUAUGCAACGUGCAGCUGCAGAGAUCGAGCAGCAGAAUUGGAGGAUCAGGGGUGAGAAGGAGCUCGUGUCUGUAGCCAAUAUCCUCAGCGAUCAAUGGGUUUACGCUUGUCUCGUUGAGGUUGAAAACGACCCUUUGAUGAGGAACGCUUUUGAAAGAAUCAAUGCUCAGGAUCUUGAUGGAAGGAACAUUACUAAUCGUGACCAAACUCAACCUCUCCGGGACGGCGGCGCCAACGCCGACCGCCGUGAAUAGCGUGACGGUGGUUUCCAUUCCUCUAGAGGUGGUUGUCAGACAUCAUAUGAAACAAACUACCACUUCAAGUCUUCAAUUCUGUUCAAACAAUCUCUCCGACAACAUAUAAAGUUGUCGCUGGCCUUCCCUCAAGUGUGCCACGUUGUCCUUUUUAAGAUUUUUUUAAGCUUAAACAAACGGUAUGUUUUGAUUUGUUUUGGGUAUUAAAAGUUUUU
Messenger RNA from Durio zibethinus, 825 nucleotides. Lineage: Eukaryota; Viridiplantae; Streptophyta; Magnoliopsida; Malvales; Malvaceae. The record is from RefSeq and is a predicted model, not a curated record.